Lactuca virosa is the source of this 441-nucleotide messenger RNA. Lineage: Eukaryota; Viridiplantae; Streptophyta; Magnoliopsida; Asterales; Asteraceae. The record is from the annotation of a GenBank genome assembly.
AUGGAGAAAGUUGUUUCUAUAGAGAAUGUUGUGAGGUCUGAGUCGGAUGUUCUGUUGGAAUCUUCAGAGCGUGUGGAGGUCGGGGGUGAACAUGGUAGUGUGAAAGAAGGAUUUUAUCUUUUGCGCUUUGGGCAUGUUGAGUCUUCAGCUAUUGGUUCUGGUGAGGAAAGUCCUGAAUUUGGUUAUGGUGAGAACAAGUUUCGUGAUGCCUGUAUAGCUGCUAGUAAAGCUUUGGGGGUGCAAGACGCGAGGGAAUUGGUUGAUGGUGUUGGUAAGUUGGAAGAAGCGCCGAAGGAUGGCAUCGAUCAUGGGACAAUGGUUGAUGAGGCAUUAGAUGGCUUUGCGUCACUGGAUUAUAUAUAUGUACUUGGUUUGGAAGGGUUGGGUGUGGAGAAAUUGAAGCAUAUGGUGCAAGCCCGUGGUGACACCCGUCCCUCUUGA